Molecule: messenger RNA, 2288 nt
Organism: Daphnia pulicaria
Lineage: Eukaryota; Metazoa; Arthropoda; Branchiopoda; Diplostraca; Daphniidae
Product: protein adenylyltransferase SelO, mitochondrial-like
Exons: 8
Coding region: 368-2146 (592 amino acids)
Source: RefSeq, a predicted model, not a curated record
GUCAUUGAGCCGCUAAAGCCUAAAGGUUAAUAGGUUUACAUAGCAAAUAGCUCAUUGGCGUUUUUACAGUAUACACAUAUGGUAAAUGCGUAUCCUGUUUUUAACCAAAUGUUUUAAACGACAUAUUAAAAACAUUAUCUAUGGCGAAGCAUCACCCAAGACACCCAAAUUUAAUAUUUUGUCGGAAACAACCAGGAGUCGCUAUUGGCCGGCUGUGUGAGAAGUGUGAUGGAAAAUGCGUCAUCUGCGAUUCAUUAGUAAGAGUAGCCUACAGUAAGACCCUGUACUUUAGUACGAAUCUGUGAUGAAUGUAACUAUGGGUCAUACCAAGGACGGUGUGUGAUCUGUGGAGGACCAGGUGUUAGCGAUGCAUAUUAUUGUAAAGAAUGCACGAUUCAGGAAAAAGAUAGAGAUGGAUGCCCAAAGAUUGUUAAUUUGGGGAGUGCUAAAACAGAUUUGUUUUAUGAACGAAAAAAGUAUGGUUUUAAAAAGAGUGAUUGGAUCUACUUCAUCUAAGUGUUCAAGAGCACUUUGGUCUUUUCCUGCUUUGUUUGAAAAAUAUUCUAUCUCUACUAUUAAUCAGUGCAAAAGAAUGAAAUCUUUGUCUGAGUGGAGUUUCACUCAGCCAAACCUAUUAGUUCAAUUCCCAAUUGAUCCUAUUAAAGAAAAUUACAUAAGAAGAGUACCAGGCUGUGUUUUUUCUCAUGCAACUCCAACACCACUCAAGACACAAUUGCAGUUGGUUUCUGCUUCUCAUGAUGUAUUAGAAAACAUUCUAGACCUGAAUCCUAUUGAAGAAGCCAAUCCAGUUUUCGCUAAGUUUAUUGCUGGCAACGAGUUGCUACCUGGCUCAGUAACAAUUGCUCAUCGAUAUGGUGGUUAUCAAUUUGGCUACUGGGCAGAUCAACUUGGCAAUGGCAGAGCAAUAACACUUGGUGAAUAUGUCAACAGCAAAGGAAACCGUUGGGAAUUGCAACUUAAAGGUGCUGGCAAAACCCCCUACUCUAGAAAUGGAGAUGGGCGCGCUGUUUUGAGAUCGUCCAUCAGAGAAUAUUUAUGUUCAGAAGCAAUGCAUGCAUUAGGUAUUCCUACUUCCAGGGCUGCUGCAAUCGUCGUUAGCAAAGACAUGGUCGUUCGCGACCAAUUUUACAAUGGAAGGAUGAAAUACGAGCCGACAGCAGUUGUUCUUAGGCUCGCUCCUACUUGGUUCCGGAUCGGAUCAUUAGAAAUAUUAACAAGAGAGAAGGAAAUCAAAAACUUGAAGCAAGUUGUUGACUUCACAAUCGAACAUUACAUGCCCACGAUUCCACAAGGGAAUUACCUGAAAUUUUUGGAAACAGUCUUGGAACAAUCGACAGCGUUGGUUUCCCUGUGGAUGGCCCAUGGUUUCACGCAUGGAGUUCUGAACACGGACAACAUGAGUCUACUUUCCAUUACCAUUGAUUACGGCCCUUUCGGAUUUCUGGAUUCGUACAAUCCAUCGUUUGUACCCAAUCACAGUGACGAUGAGGGUCGCUACUCGUACCUGAACCAGCCGAAAAUAUUCAAAUGGAAUAUGGCCCGUUUGGCUGACGCCCUCCAGCCGCUGCUAUCCGCCGAAGAACAAAAAGAAGCUGCAGCCACCAUCGGCCGAUUUGACGAAAUUUACCAGCAGAAUUUUAUCUCGAUCUUCAGACGCAAGUUAGGACUCUCCAAGGCAGCAAAAGAUGAAGACAAACUUGUCCAACUCCUUCUGGACAUGAUGCAACAGCGACGGGCCGAUUUCACGCAAACCUUUCGACAAUUGGGUGCUAUUCAUUUGGACAACAUCGAGCUCGGUGAAGAACAUUGGGCCCUGCAUUCCAUAACGACCCAUCCCAGCUUCAGUGAAUUCAUCAGUCUGUAUCAAAAAAUCAUUCAAGAAACGGGAAUAUCGGACGAGGAGCGCUGCAGAGUCAUGAACGGUGUUAAUCCUCGGUACGUGCUCCGUAACUGGAUGGCUGAGGCGGCCAUUCGCCAGGCGGAGAAAGACGAUUUCCACCUGACCCACCUGCUGUCCAAAGUGUUGAGCAAACCUUACGACAAAGACGACGAAGCGGAAUCUUUAGGCUUUUCGAAUCCCCCGCCCGACUGGGCUUGCUCACUCCGAGUCAGCUGUUCCAGUUGAGAAGAUAAAACCCAACAGAAAUGAAUUGACACUCGACAUGUUGUUUAAAGUGACUUGAUUUUUUAAAUUUCGAUCAGCGAACUGUAACAUGCAUACACGGGAAAAAAGAAGAGAGAUAAGCAAUACAAUUUAUUGACGGUUA